UCAACAAAACCAAACACAUGUCCAAUUAAGUCUCAUUCUCAUUUCCAAAUCAUUCAAUUCAAACAAAGGGAUCAUUACUAAGAAACUUCAUAUCAAGUGCUGUUUUGGUUCUAUAAAACACCAAAAUCUCUCCCUCUUGAUCUAUAUCAUUCACAAUUUUGAUCCUUGUGAUUUCUACAAUCUAAAAAACUUCACUAUGGGAGUCACAACCUUUACACAUGAGUAUUCUUCAUCCGUCGCGCCAUCGCGCAUGUUCACGGCCUUGAUCAUAGAUUCAAAAAAUUUGCUUCCAAAACUCUUACCACAGUUUGUGAAAGAUGUCAAUAUAAUCCAAGGAGAUGGAGAAGCUGGAAGCAUUGAACAAGUCAAUUUCAAUGAGGGUAGUCCCUUCAAAUAUUUGAAACAAAAGAUUGAUGUGCUUGAUAAGGAGAACUUGAUUUGCAAAUACACUAUGAUUGAAGGGGAUCCAUUAGGGGACAAGCUUGAGUCUAUUGCUUAUGAGGUGAAAUUUGAAGCUACAAGUGAUGGAGGUUGUUUAUGUAAAAUGUCAAGCAGUUACAAGACCAUUGGUGAUUUUGAUGUUAAAGAGGAGGAUGUAAAGGAAGGAAGAGAAAGCACCAUUGGAAUUUACAAAGUUGUGGAGUCAUAUCUGCUUGAGAAUCCACAAGUCUAUGCUUGAUUCUUUAUUUAUUAUAUGUUAUGUUUCAUUGAGAUUAUACAAAUUACUACAAAACUAUUCAAAUUUGUAAUAACUGUGUGCAACCGAACAUAGGGACAUUUAGAAUGGUUGCAAAUAGUUGAAUUCUUUAAUAAGUUCUUAAAGCAUGUGUGGCAAUAAAUGGUUUGAGACUAGUGGUUUGGCAAAUGUAUUUGUACAAGGAGUUGGAAACUAUGGUAUUUACAUCUUGGAGAUUUCAGUAUUUGAGAUUUUAUUAUACCUUUUUUUUUU
Messenger RNA from Cicer arietinum (chickpea), 949 nucleotides. RefSeq names its product pathogenesis-related protein STH-2-like. Gene Ontology annotation, molecular function: protein phosphatase inhibitor activity; abscisic acid binding; signaling receptor activity. Gene Ontology annotation, cellular component: nucleus; cytoplasm. NCBI's taxonomy places the organism in Eukaryota, Viridiplantae, Streptophyta, Magnoliopsida, Fabales, Fabaceae. Gene Ontology annotation, biological process: abscisic acid-activated signaling pathway; defense response. The record is from RefSeq and is a predicted model, not a curated record.